CUUGUGAUGUUGUUAUCCGUUGUCAAGACACAUACGCGGAUUAGUAACUAUAUAAUUAUAUAUAUAUUAUAAUAAUAUAAUUAUAAUAGCGAUAUUAAUGAACAAAUUAAAAGUAAAAUUCAAACAAUGAGAUUUUUUUCUUGAAAAUAACAAUUUCUCUUCUUUAAUUGUGAGACCACGGAGUUUGGAAAUGAUGACUAGAUUUUUAGAUGUAAAUUUCCAUACGAACGUUUAGGAUUUGUAAUUUAAAGACUAGGGCGCCUGAAAGCUAUUAUUUGAGUUAACACACAAUUUUUAAACUUAUUUUAUCAUUAGUGAAAAGUGCGUGUCUUCUAGUCAUUCAGCUUUUUAUGAAAAAACACUAUCUUCGAAAAUUCUAACAAUAAGAACAGCGUAGUUACAGAAUUUUAUUAAAUAUUAUAAUCAUGAAUUUUAAAGAAAAUAUGGUCCCAGCAAAUAAAAGUGCGAUCAACGCCAAACCAUAUGGAAAAAUAGUAUUGACAUUACAGAAUUGUCUUUUGCCAGAAGAAAAACUUAAUUCAACACCAUCCCGAUUAGACGGAUUAGAUGCGGAAACUGAAACUGAUUUACGAAUAUUAGGAUGUGAACUUAUACAAACUGCUGGAAUAUUAUUGAAAUUACCACAGGUCGCGAUGGCUACUGGUCAAGUUAUAUUUCAAAGAUUUUAUUACAGCAAAUCCCUAGUGAGGCAUAAUAUGGAAACUACUGCCAUGGGUUGUGUUUGUUUAGCGAGCAAAAUUGAAGAGGCACCAAGAAGGAUCAGAGACGUAAUCAAUGUUUUCAAUCAUAUAAAACAAGUGUCGAGCCAGAAGCCGAUUCAGCCGGUAAUACUGGACCAAAACUACGUAGCUCUAAAAAAUCAAGUUAUUAAAUCUGAACGACGAGUUUUGAAAGAAUUAGGUUUUUGUGUUCACGUAAAACAUCCACAUAAGAUCAUCGUGAUGUAUUUACAAGUAUUGGGCUAUGAAAAAAAUCGAUCUCUUAUGCAGCAAUGUUGGAAUUACAUGAAUGAUUCACUACGUUCAGAUGUAUUUUUGCGUCAUCAACCAGAAACAGUUGCUUGUGCCUGUGUUUACUUAGGCGCCCGACAGCUUCAGCUCCCGUUGCCUACCCAGCCACCUUGGUUUGCUCUAUUUAAAGUAAAUGAAUCAGCAAUUAGAGAUGUUUGUCGACGUAUACUGAGGCUCUACACUCGACCACGUAUACGUUCGGAGCAAUUGGAAAAAAAAGUUGAAGAAUUACGGCGACAAUAUGAAGAAGCUCGAUCUAAAGCUCGUGGUGAUGUUGAAGGACAUACACCUAGUCCACCUCUUCCUAAACACCACAAUGCUUGGGGUGGAUUUAUAAGUCGAAGUGGAACACAUGCAGUUCCGGAAAGAGUUAAAUCUCCAAGGCGUUUGAAAUCAGUAACUAAUGCUUCAUCAUCUAUUCAACGAAGUGAAAUAACGAAACACAAUAAACGAAAAAAACAUUUGAGUAGAAGCAGAUCCCGAAGCCAUAGUCGUGGCCGUACCCGUAAAACAAAAAAAACACAACGUCAUAGGACUGGCAGUCAUAAGUCUCGUAGCAGAUAUAGAUCGCGUAGUUAAUUUUCAUUUUAUUUUUUGGGUUAUAAUCAAUGUCAUAGAUUGUUAUUACCGUUAAAAUAAGUAGCGUACAUUAUAAUAGUGAUAAAAUUAAUUAUGACUGUAAAAACUGUAUGAAUUUCCUACAUUUUAUAAAAAUUAGAAAUGUAA
Microplitis demolitor is the source of this 1757-nucleotide messenger RNA. Its product is annotated as cyclin-L1. Gene Ontology annotation, cellular component: nucleus. Bases 426 to 1610 code for a protein of 394 amino acids. Gene Ontology annotation, molecular function: cyclin-dependent protein serine/threonine kinase regulator activity. Gene Ontology annotation, biological process: regulation of transcription by RNA polymerase II. The transcript is spliced from 4 exons. The record is from RefSeq and is a predicted model, not a curated record. NCBI's taxonomy places the organism in Eukaryota, Metazoa, Arthropoda, Insecta, Hymenoptera, Braconidae.